This is a messenger RNA of Diversispora eburnea, 2166 nucleotides long. Lineage: Eukaryota; Fungi; Glomeromycota; Glomeromycetes; Diversisporales; Diversisporaceae. The record is from the annotation of a GenBank genome assembly.
AUGACUUGGUUUUGUCCGUUUUUUCAAAGGAAUCAAGGAAUCAAACGUUCUAAUAAAGGCAACAUUAAUCGUUUUCUUCAAAAGCGAGUAACAGUAUUAGAAGAAAACGUAAACAAUAAUAUUCAUGAGUCAAGUUUUGAGGAUAAUAAGGAUAUAUAUAUAAAUGCUAUGAAUUUUGAUGAAAUAGUGUCUAAUAUAUACACUAAAGAAUUUUUACAACAAUCUUUUUAUUUCUUUAAAACAGUUACAUAUUCUGUUCCAUAUGGAGAAGUUAAUGCUGCGAUGUGUUUUGUAAAAACUUUAGAACAAAGAAGAAAAAAUGAUAACAUUUUCACAAAAGAAUAUAUUCAAAUUCUCAAUGAAUUUAUAGAUUGUAUACAAAAUAUAAAAAAUUACCUUGCAGGAAUAUCUCAAUUAGGGAGAAUAAGACAAUAUCUUAAAGAAAAUUCAAUUGGACAAAUGUAUAAAGAACUUUCUACUGAAUUUGACGAAUAUAUGCGAUCAUUACAAACCUCAUUUACAUUUAUUAUAAAAUAUAAUUUUGAUGCAAAAAAUGAAGAAAAAAUAAUCGCAAAUGAUGAAAGGCAUCUUAAAAAGUUUUUCGAACAUAUUAAAGGUGGUAUCACGGAUUCAACAAAUAAAAAUGUUUCGGAAAAAAUUCCACAAAUCUUGGAAAUGAAUUUUGAUUUUCAAAAACAACAAAGAAAGUUAAAUGUAUAUUCAUUUAGAACUUUACCAUUCAUAGAUAAAAAUAUAUAUGAAGAAAUUGAACCAGGAAAAAAGAUUUCCAAAAGGUUAAAUAAACAUUCAGGAGAAAAAGUGGCAUUCAAGGAAUUUACAAUUAACUAUAUUAAAAGUAACCAGAUUAAAAAUACUAAAGAGAAAAUUGGUCAAGUAGAAUAUAUAAAUGAUGAAAAAGAAAUAGAGAAAAUAGAGAAAGACAUUAAUUAUCAAGUGAAAAUUUUGGAAUAUUUGAGAGAUUCAAAUCAUAUAAUUAAAUUUUAUGGUAUUUUGAAGGAUGGAUUUAAAUAUUUUUUAAUAAAUGAAUGGAUGGAUAAUGGAAAUUUAAUAGAAUAUUAUUCAAAAUAUCCAAAUAUUUCAUGGGAUAGAAAAUUUGAUUUUGCAUUGGACAUUUGUCGAGGACUUUCUUAUUUAAAUGCUGUUAAGAUUUUUCAUUAUGAUUUACGAGGGGCUAAUAUUUUAGUUGAUAAAAAUCACAACGCUAAAAUUGCCCAUUUUGGAUUAAAUCAAAGAUUUACCGAAAUUACGAGAAAUAUUCAACCGAAUACCGAAAUUAUUAGAUAUAUGUCACCUGAAAAAUUACUGUAUGGUGAUAAGUGGGAUUUUGAUGUUAAAUGUGAAAUAUACAGUUUUGGUGCACUCUUGUGGGAAAUAGCAGAACAAAAAAUUCCAUUUUCUAAUGAAAAAGACUUUCAAACUAUACGGGAUCGUAUAAUUAAAUCAAAUUUUGAACCAUUAUCCAGCGAAGUACCCGAAAUAUGGAAAAAUGUAGUAAUUAAAGCUUUGUGUUAUAUACCGAAGAAACGUCCACCGUUUUCAGAAAUAUUUAAUAAUUUAUAUGAAUAUAAAAAUCCACAAAGAUGUUCAAUAGAAAGUGAAAUAGAUGAUUUAGAUAAUGAAAUAUUAGAUAUUAAUACUCCAAUUAAUAUUCCAGGAUAUAUGAACGUUCAGGAAGCAAUUGAUGAACAUAAAAAAGGCAAUAAGGAGGUGGCCUGGAAAUGCUUUUACGAGCAUGCCGAUAAAGGAGAUAUGAAUGCAAAAUUUUGGGUUGGUUAUUAUCAUUUUAAUUAUGAUCAAUCUGAAAUUAAAGAAUUAUACAAUGAUAAGGAAGAAAAUCUUAUAAAAGCAGCUCAACUUUUUAAAGAAUCAGCUGAUAGUGGAAACAUUGAAGCUCAAUAUUGGUAUGGAACUUGCCUAUGGAGUGGGAAAGGUGUAAAAACUAAUUAUAAUGAAGCAUUAAAAUAUCUAACAAAGGCAGCUGAUGAGGGUUAUGCAAAUGCCAUGUAUAAUGUUGGGAUCGCAUAUUAUAAAGGUGUAGGUGUUCAACAAGAUAAAUUUAAAGGAACCAGUUAUUUAAGAAAUGCAGCAAAAAAAAAUCAAAUCAAAGCAAUUAAUAUAUGUAAAAAUUUUGAAAUUAAUUAUUAA